Durio zibethinus is the source of this 2562-nucleotide messenger RNA. It is a transcript of the gene SHOT1, whose product is annotated as Mitochondrial transcription termination factor family protein. NCBI's taxonomy places the organism in Eukaryota, Viridiplantae, Streptophyta, Magnoliopsida, Malvales, Malvaceae. Gene Ontology annotation, biological process: regulation of DNA-templated transcription. The record is from RefSeq and is a predicted model, not a curated record. Gene Ontology annotation, molecular function: double-stranded DNA binding.
UUAUUUUUAUGAAAAUAAUUUAAGUUAAAAACUAAGACGCAUAGUUUGGGUAUAUCCGCAAAGGCAGACUCAGUCACUCAGUCAGACUCCUGCGUUGUGAAAUGAAACCCUAAAAGCCAAUUCCGUAAACCCCAAACCCUACUGCCGGCGAUGAAUCAUUUAACCAAAUUUCUCAGCUCGCAUAUUUCCCGCCGCUUUUCUACAUUACCCAAACUUUCAAACUUCACCAAAAUCCCUUCCAAGUAUCGAUCCCAAGCUAUCCGAGAAGCUCAACAAGCUCUCACGGAUUACCUCCACUGUACUAGAUACGUCCCCUUCGUCUACGCCGAACACAUUGCUAAAAACUCUCUCUUUUCUCUCUCCGGUCUCAUCUCCGGCAUCGAUUUCUCCUCCACAAGUUUCAACGGAAACGUUCGCAAAUUACUCAGGUACCAUCCUAUUAACGAAUUUGAGUUUUUCUUUGAAAGUAUAGGCAUUGAUUAUAAGGAAGUUAGUGGACUUUUACCUUCCAACAAGUUCUUUUUUUAUGAAGAUGAGACUGUUCUGGAUGCUGCUUGUGCGCUUUCCGGAUUUGGGUUUCCUUGGAACAAGUUGGGUAAGCUUUAUAAAGAGGAAGUUUCGAUUUUUAUGAUAAGUUCUAGGGAGUUGAAAGCUAAGCUUUUUAGGAUUAAAGAAUGCGGCUUUAACACUAUUUCUGUGAUUGGUAUUUGCUUGGCUUUUCCUUAUGUGUUAGUUGGUGAACUGGAUGGGGAAGUUGGUGCCUUAUUGGAUGAUUUGAAAUGGAUUUUUGUAGAUUUUGAUUUGGGGAGUUGUGUUGAGGCAAAUGUAGAUGCUUGGUAUGAAAUUUGUAGGAAAAUGAGGGUGUUUUAUGAUCUGGGUUGUGACAAAGGGAAGAUGGCGGAACUGAUGGGUAGAAGUAAGAAUCUUUUUCUUCAGCAUCCAAUUGAGGUUUUGGUCCAGAAGGUUGAGUAUUUUUGUCGAUUCUCUAUUAGAAAGGAAGAUGUUGGUUUGUUGAUUCUUCAAAGCCCGGAGAUUUUGGAUUUUGAUUUGGAAACACCGGUGAUUUCAGUUAUGGGAAUAUUGAAACAUUUUGGAUUGAGCGCAGAGGAAAGGGAUUCCAUUACUCAAAAGUACCCUUAUGUGUUGGGGAGGAAUAAAAUGGCUAAUUUACCUCAUGUGAUGAGAGCAUUAAGUCUACAUCAGUGGUUCUUUAAUAAGAUUAAGGAUGGAAAUCAUCAAUUGCUUGCUAAUUAUGCCAUUAGUUAUAUUGAUGAAGACUUGGAUAUGGAUUUCAGAGAUAGUUUGGAGAGAAUUCAGUUUUCUAGAACCCCUGUCCAUACAAUGGAGAAGUUGAGGUUUUUGCUUGGUAUUGGGUUUGGAGAGAAUUCUUUGACCAUGAAGGUUUUAGCUCAUGUACAUGGCACUAGUUCUGAGUUGCAGGAAAGAUUUGAUGGUCUUCUUGGUACAGGGAUUGAUUUUGCAAAACUUUGUAAGAUGAUAAAGACGACACCAAAAGUUCUAAACCAGAGUCCUGAAACUGUAGAGCGGAAGGUGAAUUUCCUUCGCCAUGAAAUGGGUGUUUCUUUGGACUACCUUGAUAUAUUCCCAGCCUUUCUGUGUUUCAACUUAGAGAACCGGAUUAAACCCAGGUACAGAUUACACAAGUGGCUUACAGAGAAAGGUUUGUGUACUAGAAACUACUCCAUUGCAAGCAUAAUUGCAACUGGUGAAAAGAGUUUUGUUGCUCGUCUUUAUCGAAUUCAUCCAGAUGCUCCAAAACAAUGGUUUGAGAAUUUCUCACCCAAUAAUAGUAGCUAAGUCAAUACGAAAUUGUUUAGGCUUGGUUUUUCAAAAAUUAUUUUUGGAUUGAUAUCUAUUUUUCAAGUGAGAUAGAUGUCUUUCAUCUCUGUUCAUAUCUUGCAACAAUAUGGUAUAUGCAUUUUCUCAUUAGUGAUCAACCAGCCUUACUGUAACCUGUGCAUAUAACACACAAUGUAAUGGAAAGAGUGAUGAGGAUAUGUCACAGGAAGUAUGAGCCAUAUGACUAUUCUAAUAGCUGUUCAUUGCAGGAACAUUACAUUUGCUUUGAGCUCUUUUAUGAAUUCAUUAUGUACCUUGAAAUGGUUGAAACAUUAAAUUCAUUUGGACCAAUGAAUUGUUCAAAUUCGAUUAGUCCAGUGUAGCUUGUGAAUGGCUUCUUUUCUAAACCAAGGAUGCUUGCAGACGAAUGACAUGCUGUUGCCAGAACAGAUGGAUCGAUGUGCUCCAGUUUUUUUUUUCGCAUUAAUGGGUCUAAAAUUGUGACCAAUCGUAUCAUUUACAUCUUUUUGUCCAAACGAGUGAAUAUUUUUGCUUGAAGCUUCCGUUCAGGUCCAUGUUCAAUCAGUAAGGACUCUCAUCGCCUGGUGUUCCCAUGUGGCCUUAAAUUGUAUUUUCUGGAGCAAUUAGUUACCGUUCUUCUUUCAUGAUGAAAUAAUGGAGUUUAAUUUUACAUGUUCUUCACAUUUUUUGGGUUCCAAACAUGCCCUUCACAUUUGAACUAAGGCUAGCUAGUAGUUCUUA